Molecule: messenger RNA, 804 nt
Organism: Hyposmocoma kahamanoa
Lineage: Eukaryota; Metazoa; Arthropoda; Insecta; Lepidoptera; Cosmopterigidae
Exons: 4
Coding region: 1-753 (250 amino acids)
Source: RefSeq, a predicted model, not a curated record
AUGAGUCAAGAGGAGCCUACUCCGGGCGACGGCCUUAGUGCGCCGGCCCCCAUCCCCGAUGUUCCAGUCGUGGACCCAGUUUCAGUUUCCAAAACGAAGUCAACGCCUGAGGGGCACACGGAGGUGGCGGCUCCGAUGGGAUCGGCAGGAGACGCAGCCGACCAGAUUAUGGAGGGCCCGAAGCCAGUGCCGCUGCCGCCACCACCGAUCAUCGAUAACCUCAAGUACUACUCCAAACAGCAUGCUAAGCUGUUUGGGCGGGGUAAACUAGACCAGCAUGGCCGCAAGUUCCCCAUAGAGGCCGCCGUGCGUAAGCUGAAGCAGCGAGGGCGCGCGCGCUUUGUACUCGAACGGACCUGGUAUUCGCCGCUGUGCCCCCACGACCGCGGCGUUGGCGAAAUGAGGAGCGUGCCUCUGCCCAAGUGUCUGUGCCCCUUCGCUGCGUGUAUCUGCUGCGGUGGUAUACGGCCGCCACGGGAUAUUCCCUUGGCGCUGGGAGCGGACACGACCGGUAUUGUGCCAAAGAAGCGGCUGCUGGGAGGUGCGCUACUGCGUACGCGCGCGAACUUGUAUCUCAACCGGCUGCUUGUAGCGGCCGAGGACGCGGCUCGCUACACUGACCGGCCCGCCGUCGAAGACCUCGUGCAGCUGGCGCCAGUCUACUGCCUGGCGGACUCGAUCCCACACUUUACGUGCUACAGAGACCUCGACUUCCAGUACGUAAUCGAAUUGCACACAAAUCGCCGUCGAUAGCCGGUUUUUGUUUGUAAAAAGAGGUUACCAACUCAGUCUAUAACCUUAAAU